Molecule: messenger RNA, 761 nt
Organism: Nymphaea colorata (pocket water lily)
Lineage: Eukaryota; Viridiplantae; Streptophyta; Magnoliopsida; Nymphaeales; Nymphaeaceae
Exons: 4
Coding region: 163-531 (122 amino acids)
Biological process (GO): proton motive force-driven ATP synthesis
Molecular function (GO): proton transmembrane transporter activity
Source: RefSeq, a predicted model, not a curated record
GUCAAGCCUGCUGUGGACAAGGGAAGAGUGUGAUAGCGCUGCUCUCUCUCUCUCUCUCCCCCCUGAGCGACCGUCCGCCGGCGUUGAAUCAACGGAGGAACUCCUGAAUUUGCGCUUUUUGGGAAGAACCGAUUAUUGGAGGAAACUUCGCAUGGGGAGUUAAUGGCAUCAAAAUUGCAUCAGCUGAGAUCAAAGAUUGCAGGAGCCUCAGAGUUUACAUCGAAGCAUGGUUGUGCCUAUUAUAAACAAUUGAUGGAACAGAACAAAAAGUAUGUUGUGGAACCUCCAACAGUGGAGAAGUGCAAUGAAUUGUCAAAACAGCUAUUGUAUACACGUCUUGCAAGCCUACCUGGGCGAUAUGAGUCUUUCUGGAAGGAACUGGACGCUGUUAAACAGGCGUGGAAGAACAGGCAUGAACUGAAGGUAGAGGAUGCAGGCAUUGCUGCCCUGUUUGGUUUGGAAUGUUACUGCUGGUAUUGCGUUGGGGAAAUAAUUGGAAGAGGGUUCACCUUCACAGGCUACCAUGUCUGAUCUUGAUCUUGUUCCCAGUGUGAAUUUGGUCACGGCUUGUCUCCAAAUUUUGUGACUUCACAAUGGAAAGCAUGAUGGGUAAAGAAAUCUUGUUGAGAAUGCUGGCAGGGUUUCCCUCAUGCAUCAAUAAUUUUCCUGUAUCUUUUGUUUCGUCCCUUUUUCUUGUUGGAAGUCAUAACAUUUGCUCCGGGUGCAUUUUAUGAUCCUUUUAAUUAAAGGUGUUUCUAGUA